Messenger RNA from Rhinichthys klamathensis goyatoka, 1732 nucleotides. Its product is annotated as cAMP-dependent protein kinase type II-beta regulatory subunit. The transcript has 11 exons. Bases 311 to 1531 code for a protein of 406 amino acids. NCBI's taxonomy places the organism in Eukaryota, Metazoa, Chordata, Actinopteri, Cypriniformes, Leuciscidae. Gene Ontology annotation, cellular component: cAMP-dependent protein kinase complex. The record is from RefSeq and is a predicted model, not a curated record. Gene Ontology annotation, molecular function: cAMP-dependent protein kinase regulator activity. Gene Ontology annotation, biological process: regulation of protein phosphorylation.
CGGGAUGCUGGUUGCCAUGGUUUCCCGCAUCACAUGCGCGGCUUUCCUGUAGCCAGCAGCAGGAGAGAGAGAAAAAAUGCCAGCUCUUGAAAUCCCAGCCAUUUUUACGCCCGCAAAUUAGAGGACACGGUCGGGACACGGUGGGAAACACACGCAGAUGGUGGAAUAGCGAGAAAUCCGUCGCGUUCCCUCUGACGCGUUUUGCGGGUCAUUCUUCUCAGCUGACGCGGCGAAACGGGACCGACCGACUGUUGUUGUACGUAUACGCGCAAGACCGGGCCGAAUUUUGCGCACAUUUCACCGUCAGGAAAUGAGUAUAGAAAUCCCCGAGGGCUUGACGGAGCUUCUGCAGAGCUUUACCGUGGAGGUCCUGAGGAACCAGCCGGGGGAUCUGCUGGAGUUCGCGCUGCAAUACUUCACGCGUCUCAAGGAGAACGAGACCCGCGGCGGCGCGUUCGGCAAUGAACACAAUUCAGCCUCGCGAGCGGGCAAAGCCGUCAACUUCAUCGAGGAGGCCAUGCAGAUCGACUCUGAAAACGGAGAGGAGGAUGAUGAUGAUGAUGACGAUGAAGAAUUCGUAGCUCCGGUUAUCAACAGAUUUGUACGGAGAGCUUCUGUUUGUGCGGAGGCGUACAACCCUGAUGAGGAUGAAGAGGAGAGAGAACCCAGGGUCACUUACCCCAAAACAGAUGAGCAGAGACAGAGACUACAGGAAGCCUGCAAAGACAUCCUAUUGUUCAAAAAUCUGGACCAGGAGCAGAUAUCCCAAGUCUUGGAUGCCAUGUUUGAGAAGGUAGUGGUGACAGGAGAGCACAUCAUUGAUCAAGAUGACGAUGGCGACAACUUUUACGUCAUUGAAAGGGGCAUGUUUGACAUCGAGCUGAAAGCAGACGGCACCACGCGGAUCGUGGGAUCUUAUGACAACCGUGGGAGUUUUGGAGAGCUGGCCCUCAUGUACAACACGCCAAGGGCCGCCACCAUCAUCGCUACCUCACCUGGAGCCCUGUGGUGCCUCGAUCGAUUGACAUUCAGAAGGAUCAUCUUAAAGAACAACGCGAAGAAAAGAAAAACGUACGAGGCUUUUAUCGGAACCCUUCCUCUGCUCACGUCACUGGAGGUUUCAGAGAGAAUGAAGGUUGUUGAUGUCUUGUCGACCAAAGUGUACAAUAGUGGGGAACAGAUCAUUGCUCAGGGUGAUUUGGCAAACAGUUUCUACAUCGUAGAGUCAGGACACGUUAGGAUCACUAUGAAAAGGAGCAAGUCAAAAAACGAUACUGAAGACGAGGAGGUGGAAAUCGCCACAUGCUCUAGAGGGCAGUAUUUUGGGGAGUUGGCGCUCGUCACCAACAAGCCACGGGCGGCUUCUGCAUAUGCCAUGGACAACGUCAAAUGCUUAGUAAUGGACGUGCAGGCGUUUGAGAGGUUAUUAGGCCCCUGCAUGGACAUCAUGAAACGGAACAUUGCGAAUUACGAAGAGCAGCUGAUCACGCUUUUCGGGAGUCACAUGGCAAUAGAGGAGCCGAAUGCAUGAAAUCAGUUAAUCAAUAAACAUCGCAAACUUUAAAUGCAACAUGAAAUGAUGAGAAAAUGGUAAGUAGAGGCCCGUCAUCAUGGUCAAGAAAUCGUGUUAACAUACUGUAGGUCAUAAGCUUGAAGUUAUUGUUUUGCAUUCACAGAUGUGAAACUCCGGUGUGUGUCAAUGAUCAUGAUUUUUUAGAUGUGAAAAGCCAAA